UUGUAAGAAUUCAAACCACUCAUGAACACUCCUCCCAAAUGGCGAAGUGGUUCAGCAGUCUGACCUCGCGCACUCUCCUUCCCCAGAGCAAAACCAGAAAAUCCGCUUUGCCUUCUAGAUUUCUCAGUUCCAACUCCGUAACAGGGAAGCCAGAACCAUAUGGAGAUGGUCAAGAUACGCACACAAAGAACCACGAAGUGAAGGAACUAAACUGCCAUGAACAAGUAAGAAAACUUCAAGCUCUUGUACAGCAAGGUCAUUUGGAUUCCGCUUGUACCCUACUUAAAUCCAUUCUUCUCUCUAAGGCCACUUCGACGUCCCCUUCUGAUAUCUUCCAUCUCUUCUCUACCUCCCCUUCUCUGAAACCCUCCCUCUGUGAUCUCCUCUUGUUAGUAUGUGCAGAAUCCAAAAUGCCCACCGAAGCCAUGGAGCUUCUAGCAUUAAUGAAGAAAGAUGUUAUCUGUCCCUCACUUGCAUCCUUCAAUCGCUUAUUAGAAACCCUGGUUAGCGUUCAAAAGUUCCAUGAAACCCUAAAUCUGUUUUCGGAAGCUGCCCAUUAUGGAAUUCGUCCCGAUACUUUUACUUACAACAAAGCCAUCCAGUCAGCUGUGAAAUCGCGGGACUUGAAUAGAGCUCUUGAGUUGAUGGAUUUUAUGAAGAAGAAACGGGUAAGGCUGAAUUCGUUCACGUACAAUGUGGUGAUUUCUGGGCUAUGUAAAGAAAAACGAAUGGAAGAAGCAAGAAAACUGUUUGUCGAAUUGCCGAGUAGGAAAGUUUUGGCUACUCAUGUUACGUACAACACACUUAUUGAUGGAUACUGCAAGGUAGGAGAUCUGGACGAGGCUUUUAAGGUAAGAGAGCUGAUGCAAAAGGAGGGUCCCUCUCCAAACCUUGUUACCUUCAAUACUUUGCUUAAUGGGCUUUGUCGGAAUCAACGGAUGGAGGGGGCAAGGCAUUUGCUGGAAGAGAUGAAAACUCAUGGGUUUGAUCCGGAUGCUUUUACGUAUAGCAUUCUCUUUGAGGGGUAUUUUAGGUGCAGUCGUGUUGGUGCUAUGUUGGCUCUCUACAGAGAGACGAUUGGUAAAGGGGUCCGGUUCAAUGAUUACACUUAUAGUGUUCUAUUAAAUGGCCUUUGCAAGGCAGGCAAGAUCAAAGAGGCGGAGGAGGUUAUAGACAAUCUGAGGAAGACUGGAUUCCCUUUGACUGAGGUAAUAUGUAAUACGGUUAUAGACGGAUAUUGUCGUUCUGGUUAUGGGGACAAAGCUAUUUCAAUGAUGGAACAAAUGGAAGUACUUGGCUUGAGGCUCAGCUGCAUGACAUUUAAUCCUAUUAUCAAUGGGUUCUGUGAGAUGAAGGAUAUAACCAGAGCAGAGGAAUUGGUGAGGGAUAUGGAGAGGAAGGGAGUUUCCCCAAAUUUAGAGACUUAUAACAUCUUAAUUAAUGGAUAUGGCCGGAUUUGUCAGUUCGAGAGGUGUUAUCAGAUUCUUGAAGUUAUGGAAGAACAAGGGCUCAAACCCAAUGCCAUGAGCUUUGGUUCUCUCAUAAAUGGUUUGUGCAAGGAUGGUAAGCUUGAUGAAGCUGAAAGAUGCCUCAGAAGUAUGGAAAUUAUAGGAGUUUCUCCAACUGUAAAUAUUUAUAAUAUGCUUAUUGAUGGCCGCUGUAAAAUGGGCAAGUUCAAAGAUGCUGAAAGGUUGUUCAAUGAAUUGGCAACAAGUGGUAUUUCCCCUACUAUUGUAACAUACAACUCCCUGAUAAAUAGGCUUUGUAAGGAAGGAAAAGUGUUGGAAGCUGAAGAAUGGGCUCGUAUAAUUCAAGGUAAACGAUUGAGCAAUAAAAAAACAAUCGAAAGUAAAGGUUUUAGUCUUGAUGUGAUUACAUAUAAUUCCCUAAUUGAUGGGCAUUUUCAUCUGGGGAAUGCUCAAAAAGCUCGGGAUUUGUAUGAAGAUAUGAAGAAGCAAAGUGUUAAACCUAACUUAGGUACUUAUCAUGUUCUAAUCAGUGGGGUUGGCAAAGAAGGAGCAGUGCAAGAAGUGGAGAAGUUACAUCAGGAAAUGUUGUCUAAUAAUCUGGCUCCUGAUCGAGUUGUUUAUAAUGCACUAAUUCAUUGUCAUGCAAAGUAUGGAGACAUCCAGAAAGCAUUUGCGCUUCACCAAGAGAUGGUAGAUAGUGGGAACAAUCCUGAUAAAAUGACCUACAAUAGCCUCAUAAUAGCGCAUCUUAGGGAGGGAAGGGUGCAGGAAGCAAACAAUAUUGUUGAUGAUAUGAAGGCCAAAGGUUUUGUUCUUGGUGCUUUUUCUUAUAACAUACUUGUUGAGGGGCACUGCAAGCUAAAUGAUUUUAGUGGCGCCUAUCUUUGGUAUAUAGAAAUGCGUGAGAAUGGUUUUCGUCCCAAUGCCAGUACUUGCAAUGAACUUAUAAAUGGACUCAUGAACGAGGGUAGAUUGCAAGAGGCUGAGCAUCUUUACUUUGAAAUGAAAGAGAAUGAGUCAAGUGGUAAUGAGGCUCUACCUGUGGCUGCAGAGAUAUAGGUGUUUCAAUGCUUCUCUUUGUGCAUAAGCUCUCGUUGCAAAUAUGUAUCACUGGAUAGUAGGAAUAGAUAGUGCCUCAGUCCUUAGUUAACAGUUGAAGUUUGCAUUUGGUUUCAGCGACAAAAGAUUUAAUAUACAGAGAUGGAGUUUCAUGUAGAAUUUGAUAAACUAAUUGAAGUCCUGGUCUGGUCUUUAUGUUGGCAUUCCAAAGCUCUGAUCGCAGGGUGUCUUUGUAGUUUGGGAGGAUUGUUCAUCCAAAGUGGAGAUCUUUUUAACAUUGAGAUUUUUCACCUGUAAGCAGCUGAACACAGACUUCAGGGAAGAGGGAGUGAGAGUGUCCAUUCUACAAAAUGGGCAUUGAUGAUAAAGGAGAGCAAGGAGGCUUUUGAGAGACUGAAUUUGAUUAAAAGAUGGGGGGAGGAGUGGUCAAGCAAAGGUUGAGGGUUUCUCAUGCAUUGUCACCUUUAUCGAUUUCAGGGAUGGUUAUGCUUACUUAGUAUUUACACAUAAUUGCAUGAUUGGGAAUUUGUUAUCAGCAUACCUUUCACAUAUAGGUGUAAGCCAAAAGGGAUAAGGAUCAACUCAAGAGUCUUGGAAGCAGGAAGGGUGAUGCCAGGGAUUAACCUCAAAAUGGACUAGAAUUUGGAGACCAUGAUGCCGGAACUGGUUCCUCUAUUUAUAGACGUACAAGGGAACAAGGUUUCAUGCACGGGACCAGGAUUCUAGAAUAUUCUUCGAUCAGUGUAGUGUAAGGAAACAGAUCCAGCUGUAAGCCAACAGAGAUAAGGAUGGACUUAGAGUCUUGAAAGUAGGGAAAGAUGAUGGUUCUUGUGUUUUUGACUGACUGGAGUCCCUGAUGUAGAAACUAGCCCUUCUAUUUAUAGUUGGGGAAGAGAACAAGUAUUCCUUGUAUGAAGAUGGAUUUCCAAAAUAUUCUUUACAGCACCAGGGGGCAGAUCCCGUUUAUUUCUCCAUUAAAGACAUGUGUCCUUUGGGAUCACAAAGUGGUUAGAGCACGUUCUUGGAUCUUAGGGAGCGAUACGUGUCACUACGGUACUCAGGUACAGCAAGUCAAGAUCAGCUUCCAUCAGGGCAAACCUGUGCCCACACCAGCCUUUACAAUCUUGCAUUGAGAAUAUCUCCCCAUGAAAUAAAGCACACAAGUACGGAGAUAUUCUCAAUGCAUGGCAGUAAAGGUUGCUCGAAUGGGCUUCGUUCUGACUGAAGCCGAACUCCAGCAAGUCAUGGUUUCCCUGGGGUACUGGUCACGUGUCUGAUAACCCUGAGCGUGAUCUUCGUCGUACUCCCUGUUUUGCUUGUCUUGUCUUGUCUUGUCUCAUGAUCCAUGCAGCAUCUUAUGAGACUUACGGAGUAGGUGUAACUCUUCAAGACAGGUCGUCUUAUUUAUGUGAGGAGUGUUUUCACAAGGUGGUUCCUUGUGGAGCACGAUUUGAUCAUUUGGCGAGGCGAUUAUUACCAGGCAUAUCACAAUUUGGCGAUGUGACUUGUGGACUUGGUCGCCUGUUGCCUCUCAAGAUGGGCCGUGAAUGCCUUCUUGUCUCGCCUCACAGGACAGAUUGCCGACGGGGUGACUGGGACUCAUGAAUCUGGUCCUAUGCUGCCUUGCAGGGCAGGUCGCGAAUACCUUCUUGCCUCACCUCGCAGGACGGAUUGUGAUUUGGUGAUGUGACUCGCGAACCUGGUCUUAUGUUGCCUCAUGAGGUGGCUUGCAUGUACUUUUUCGCCUUGCCUCGCGGGAUGUUCUUGCCUCACGAAUUAGCCUCGCUGUGUUUGCAAUGUUGUGAAGUAUUCUUUCCAUCGUUCUCAUUGUCUAGUUGAAAGAAGCUAUUUAUGGUUUGACAGAAAUUAUAAGAGAAGAAAUUCGGAAUGCAUGGCUAGUUGCUAAUCCUGGUUGCUAUCCUACAUCCAUUCAGCUUCCUCAUGUUCCUUUGAUAAAGGUUUUGCAUCUACUCGUUAUACUUGAAAUUCAUCGUUAUAAAUGUUUAGGUUGGGGAGUCUCCUUUGAAAGACCAAUUUCCAGCCCUUUUUGUAAUGUCCACCUUAAAAAAUGAACCAAUCGCUACAUUCCUUGUUCCCUCAAAUUCAAAUUCUGGGUUUAGUUGGAACUUGGCUUUAAGAAGAGCACUUAGGGAUACAGAAUUGAAUAGUACCUCAACUCUCUUGUCCAUUCUUGAUGGGGUUUUCUUGGAGCGUACAAAAACAGAUAGUAGGAUUUGGACUUUGUCUCCUUCUGGAUCCUUUACUUGUGCCUUCUUCUUUAAAGCCCUAAUACAACCGGAAAUUCCUAUUGGCUUGCCAUUCCCUGUUAAGGAAGUGUGGUGUCAACCUAUACCUCUGAGGGUUGGGAGUUUUUGUUGGGAAGCUUUCCUGGAAAGAAUUAACACAGAUGAUUUACUUCAAAGAAAAAGACCCAAUAGCUGUUUAUCUCUACAUUGGUGAGUCUGGUUACCACUUACUAAUAUCUUGUGUUUUGGCAAAAAAUAUUUGGGAAUGGUUUGCUUCUUUGUUUGGGU
This is a messenger RNA of Nelumbo nucifera (sacred lotus), 5062 nucleotides long. RefSeq names its product pentatricopeptide (PPR) repeat-containing protein. The record is from RefSeq and is a predicted model, not a curated record. Lineage: Eukaryota; Viridiplantae; Streptophyta; Magnoliopsida; Proteales; Nelumbonaceae. Gene Ontology annotation, molecular function: protein binding.